CUCCGUCACUCUAUCGCGCGCGAGAGACCAGAUCACCAUGGACAUGGCACGAUACGUCGCGUUCCACCAGCAGUGGAUCGCGGGCCAGAAGGCGGGCCUCGGCGAGCUCGCAGAGGCGGCAGGCAAUGCCGCCGCCGGGCGCGCCACGGACGCGGAGUUGAGGGCGGUGGUGGAGAGGUGCAUGCGCGGGUAUCAUGAGUACGCCGCCAGCCGGCGUGCCAUGGCGCGCGAGAACGGCGCCGCCUUCGUCGCGCCGCCGUGGUGCACGGCGUUUGAGAACUCCGUGCUCUGGCUCGGGGGCUGCCGGCCGUCGCUGGCCAUCCGGCUUCUCUACUCCAUCUCCGGCGAAGGCUUGGAGGAGGACAUCGAGGAGUUCGUCAGCGGCCGCGGCCGCGGUCGCGGCCGCGGCCUCGCAGAGGAGAUGGGUCUCAUCGGAAUCACGGCCACGCAGCUGCAACAGAUCAACGACCUCCACCGCUGGACGCUGCGCGACGAGGGUUACCUGACGGAGCGCCUCGCAAGUCUGCAGGAGAACAUCGCCGACCGGCCGCUGCUUCCUAUCGUCCGGGAGCGCGCGGCGGCAGCAUUAACCGACCAGGACCGGAGCGCUAACUGCCACAACAUCCCCGGGCGGCUCGUGGCAGCAGAAUCGUCAGGAGGACUCGCCGCGGAGGUGGACGCGGCGAUGGAGAGCUACUCGGCCGGUCUGGCCAGGCUCCUGGAGGAAGCGGACGAGCUGCGCAUGUCGACGGCCAGGGCGCUGGCCACGGAGAUCCUGACUCCGCGGCAGGCGGUGGAGAUGCUGAUGGCGGCCAAGCAGCUGCACCUGGCGGUGCGCGAGUGGAGCCGCCGGAAGGAGGGCGCCCAGAACGCGCGUCUGCCGCUCGCAGCCGCAGCGACGACCGCCUCCUCCGGCACAAACCCAUGACAGGCUCGCCAUUCCCCAACUAGCUUGCUUGCGGCUCCAAGCGUAUACAAUCUGAAUAAUCUGUCUAUUCUGGAUUUUAGAUUAGAUAGAUAGUAUGAGUAUCGUUGUUUCUCUACUCGCCGUUAUAUGACCAGCCUGUAGAAACUGCAUGCUUGUGUUCUACCAAGUUCAUUUUUCAUAGUUGAUACUCCUACAUAAAUUCCUUGGAAUC
Hordeum vulgare subsp. vulgare (domesticated barley) is the source of this 1139-nucleotide messenger RNA. RefSeq names its product protein DOG1-like 3. The coding region runs from base 38 to 928 and encodes 296 amino acids. Gene Ontology annotation, biological process: DNA-templated transcription. The transcript has a single exon. NCBI's taxonomy places the organism in Eukaryota, Viridiplantae, Streptophyta, Magnoliopsida, Poales, Poaceae. The record is from RefSeq and is a predicted model, not a curated record. Gene Ontology annotation, molecular function: sequence-specific DNA binding.